AUUACAGAUUUUUAAAAUUCAUUUUCGUUAUAUGUUAUUCAGAGUGAAAACUUCAAAACUAGUCAAAUCUGAUUUAUUUCAUUCUUAUUAAAUGACUCUUUAAUUCUUUACACUCUUUUUUGGUCAAAUCUUUUUCUAAUUUUCUAUAUAUAAAAGGAUUAAUUACUUUCAAAGGGGUUACCCAAACAAGACAGAUAUAUUAGAUAUUAAGGAAAGAUAAUCUUUAAAAAAUUAUAAGUUCAUGAACAAAAUAUCAGAAUCAGUAAAUCACUAACCAAGAUUCCAACGUUGUAAUAAGCGUUUCGUUUUUAAAGUUACACUAAUUCUACAAAAGAUAAUAGAUAUUUCUUUUUGGAAAAAACAGUGACAAUGGCAUGUUUCAGAUUCUUCUCUGCAGUCACAACUUUGGUUUUGCUUCAUCUCUCAUCAAUCGCCUUUGCUUCUUCCCAUGGCUCAAAACAGCUCGGCGACCAAUGCUCAUCCGACGAAGAGUGCAGCGUUGGACUUGGUUGUUUUAAAUGCGGCAUCGAUGCUGCAAGAUGCGUAAGAUCAAACAUCACAGAUCAAUUCUCCCUUGUGAACAAUUCCAUGCCGUUUAACAAAUAUGCAUUUUUGACGACCCACAAUUCAUAUGCCAUCGAAGGAAAACCGCUUCAUGUGGCGACCCAAGAAGAUAGUAUAACCGAGCAACUCAAUAGUGGUGUUCGAGCAUUGAUGUUGGAUACGUACGACUACGAAGGAGACGUAUGGUUGUGCCAUUCGUUUAACGAGCAAUGCUUUGAAUUCACUAAGUUUAAUCGGGCAAUAGACACGCUCGAGGAGGUAUUCGCCUUCUUGACAGCAAAUCCAUCAGAGAUCGUGACAAUAUUUCUCGAGGAUUACGUCAAAUCGCCAAACGCGUUAACCAAAGUUUUUACUGACUCUGGUUUGAAGAAAUUCUGGUUUCCGGUUGAAGACAUGCCUAAGGGUGGCCAAGAUUGGCCAUUGGUUAAGGAUAUGGUUGCAAAUAACCACCGGCUAGUCGUCUUCACUUCAGAUAAAUCCAAGCAAGAAACCGAAGGAAUAGCUUACCAGUGGAACUACGUACUUGAAAACCAAUAUGGGGACGAUGGAGUUAAGCCUUCGGAAUGUAGCAAUAGGGGAGAAUCUGCACAGCUAACCGAUAAAACCAAAGCUUUGGUUUUGGUAAAUCAUUUCAGCACAGUUCCGGUUAAGCUCUUGAGUUGUGAGGAGAACUCUCAACAUCUUAUCGAUACGAUUAAGACAUGUUACGUAACCGCUGGGGACCGAUGGGCGAAUUUUGUCGCUGUCGAUUUUUACAAGGUACGUAAGGUUACAAAUAUAUAUAUGGUUUUAGAAAGAAAAAUAAAAUUAGGAGUGAUGGAGGAGGAACAUUUCAAGCAGUGGAUAAACUAA
Molecule: messenger RNA, 1416 nt
Organism: Brassica napus (rape)
Lineage: Eukaryota; Viridiplantae; Streptophyta; Magnoliopsida; Brassicales; Brassicaceae
Product: PI-PLC X domain-containing protein At5g67130-like
Exons: 7
Coding region: 370-1416 (348 amino acids)
Biological process (GO): lipid metabolic process
Molecular function (GO): phosphoric diester hydrolase activity
Source: RefSeq, a predicted model, not a curated record